This is a messenger RNA of Stegostoma tigrinum, 3559 nucleotides long. Its product is annotated as solute carrier family 2, facilitated glucose transporter member 11-like. The record is from RefSeq and is a predicted model, not a curated record. The coding region runs from base 207 to 1655 and encodes 482 amino acids. Gene Ontology annotation, molecular function: hexose transmembrane transporter activity. Gene Ontology annotation, biological process: monosaccharide transmembrane transport. Gene Ontology annotation, cellular component: membrane. Lineage: Eukaryota; Metazoa; Chordata; Chondrichthyes; Orectolobiformes; Stegostomatidae. The transcript has 13 exons.
CGGGCUGGCGCCAGGCGGCGGUGGUGAAAGACGGCGGCGAGUGAGGUCGCUGCUUUGCGGAAGAUGUUGUCGGAGGAUCGGCAGCAGGGAAUACUCCCCGUGUGUAAUGAAGCUUAAAAAUCUCAACUCCUGAUGUUUUCAAACUGAUGCUGUCCUGUCCCUGGAUCUGACACUGCACCCACUGCUCUCACUGUAAAAGUUUAUAGAUGGAAUUGCCACAGAUCAGAUGUCUCCUCCUGACCAUCUUUGCUGCCUCUAUUGGUGGUACCUUCCAAUAUGGGUAUAACCUGUCUAUCAUCAACGCACCAACAAUCUUUAUCCAAAAGUUUAUCAAUGAGACGUGGACUGAGCGCUAUGGCACGCAACUGGAGAAGCAGGUCAUCACAAUGUUCUGGACCUUUAUGGUGGCUGGUUAUUCUGUUGGAGGAUUGGUCGGGGCACUUAUUGCGGGACCCAUGGCAGUAAGGUUUGGAAGGAGAAAUUUGCUGCUGCUGAGCAAUGUUUUUAUACUGGUUGGUGCUUUGUUAAUGGGAUUAAGCAGAGCAGUCAAAUCCUUUGAGAUGAUUUUAAUUGGGAGACUCUUUGCCGGAAUAAACGCAGGUGUGGGAAUGAACAUUAACCCCAUGUAUCUCGGUGAGAGUGCACCAAAGGAAAUCCGAGGCAUGGUGGCCCUGUCGUUUGCUCCAUUCACUGCGGCUGGGAUAGUAUUGGGACAGACCAUGGGACUUGGAGAGAUUUUGGGUACCGAAGAAUUGUGGCCUUUACUACUGGCAUCCUGUGCAGUACCAUCUCUGAUUCAACUCCUCACUCUGCCAUGGUGCCCAGAGAGCCCCCGGUACCUGCUGAUUGACAGGGAGAACGAGAACAAGUGCAUGAAAGCCUUGAAGAGAUUACGUGGCGAUGUUGACCUAACCACAGAAAUGGAUGAACUCCUGGAGGAGCAAACUGCACUCAAAGGUCAAAAUAUGAAAGGCCUGUGUGACUUGUUCCAAGACCAUUCUGUUCGCUGGCAGUUAAUCAUCACCUUGGUGCUGGGCAGUGCCAUACAGCUAUGUGGGAACGAUGCUAUGUAUUUCUACGCUGUCUAUGUGUUUACUGCUGCAGGAAUUCCCAAUGAAAAGAUCCAGUAUGCUACAAUUGGAACGGGGUGUUGUGAGUUCAUCACUGCAGUAACAAGUAACCUGUUUAUUGAUUGGAUUGGUCGCAGAAAGCUGCUUAUGGGAGGCUACAGUUUGAUGGUUGGCUGUGGAAUAUUGUUCACCAUCUCUCUGACGCUCCAGGACAAGGUCAGCUGGAUGUCGUACCUGAGCAUGAUUUGCAUCUUUGCUUCCAUCUUAAGUUUUGGAAUUGGACCAGCCGGAGUUACCGGAGUCAUUCCAAUGGAGAUCUUUGACCAAACUGCACGGCCUGCAGCCUACGUGAUCAAUGGUUCCCUGCUCUGGAUAAACCUUAUUAUUGUUGGGAUGACUUUCCCAUUUAUUGUUGAGGGACUGGGCAGUUUCUGUUAUGUGCCAUUCAUUUGCCUUAGCUUCCUUGCUGCUUUGUUCAUCGGAAUCUUCCUGCCAGAAACAAAAGGAAAGACUUUUCUGGAAAUUUCUGAGGAGUUCUACAGGCGGAAUUUCAAGGAGCCUGUGAGGGAAAGUAGUGACUUGUGAAAAUAUUGUAAUUGUGUAUGAUGCCUGUCUUUGCAUGAUUUCACUUGUGGUAGCUGGUUAUCCUAUUUAUUGUCUAUUUCAUUGGGUUCAGAAUUUAUGGAAGAUGUGGGUUUCUCUUGCAUGUUCAUGCUAAUACCCAACCUUCGGUUUUCGGUUCCCUAUCAGACUGGGAGCCAAAACUGGCCAUCAGUUGGCUGUUGAACAAUGAAUUAACCAGACUUUGACUCAAUAACACUCCACAGCAUUUGGCAUCUGGGCUACCCGUGGCAUGCUGAGUCACAUACAUCCUGCAGGUCAGGUUAGGAAAUGGCCAACCUUUGAUUCUGUUCUCUUCUGGCCUCCUUUACCUCCAGUCGAUCCCAACCUAUUUGAAACGUAACACCUGUAUUCAUUAUGUUUUGCCAUUCAUGCAGUGACUUCUCAUUCCAUAAGGUAAUAUAUUUUUUGGGAAAAAACUUGUCUCCUUCAUCAAAUCCUCUCUGACCUUGACCAUCUAUCUGAGUAACCCUUACUUUCUAUCUUUAAGCCCAUUUGUAUAUAUUCCUAGUCUUCGUGUUAACAUUGAAGCCAGUAUUCUCCAGCAAUUUCAGCUUUUGUUUCGCAUUUACAGAAUCCGCAGUUCCUUUCUGUUAUUGAAGCCAUUGCUGUCCAUUUCUCUUCCUGCCCCCAAAGAUGUUUGACCAAGCUUAUAGCUAUCUCUCCUAAAGCUACCUAAUGAAGUCUCAAUGACAUCCCUUCAUUGAUUUUAGUUUCUUUUUUAUAAUCUGUUGGCAUGCUUUGUACAUUAAAGACAGUAUACAAAUGCAAGUUGAGGUGCAACUUUUUAAUGCACUUGUUGGACCCCUGUAGAGUUACUGUUUGUUGAUCUGUAUGCCUCACUGCAAAAAGAAAUUAAUCCUGUGCUGAAAAUAGCAUAAAGAACAAAAAGACAGUUCUUUCCUGUUGUUCAUGGGAACCAUGAGGAAAAGGUUAAAUAUGCUUUAAGUAUUACAGUCCUGAAAAGAGGGACAAAACGAGAGUCCUCAUUGAUGUUUAGAAUUUUAAGUGCAAUACAGAAAAGAGAAAUAGUGGGUUUAAGCCAAAACAUUUAGGAAAAUCACGUAAAACAGUGACAGGUAUAAAGGAAUAAGCAUGAAGGAUAAAAUUAAUCUGAGAUUGAGAAAAUCAGUCCAUGAAUUAGUGAGAAACUUGAGAUACGGGAGUAAAAUAGAUACCAAAAAUAUGAGUGUUAUGGAAGGCAGAUUGCAUCAUGACAAUCCAAGUCUCAGUGUUUGGUGUGAGAAUCGAUCUUCUCCAAAGGCGUCAACACAAAGAGAAUGCAAACCUGCUUAACAAUAUUAUGACAAUAUAAAACAUAGUUGAUUAAGUGGAAAUAACAGUAUUUAUCACAUGAUACACUUAAACAAACACUGUUCUUAUGCCUACCUCAGGCUGAGUGCAAAAUCACUGAACGAGAAAUUACAGUAAAUGCUCUUUAUGCUGCUUCCUGGGCAAAUUAGUGAAUGAAAUUAUAUUAUUUUUAAGCAACCUGUACAGUGAUGUUGGACAUAAAUCCAGGCCUCAUGGUCCAGGGGUAGGGACACUGCCACUGCUGCACCACAAGAGGGUCCUGCACCUUUCAAUGUUGAAGAUGCACUAGUAUCCAAAGGCUUCAACGUUGCCAUCUACUCAGGUAAUAUCAGGCAGAUUCCUGAAUAGAGUUUGAAGGGCCUCAUACAACUGCAACUGUAUUCUGAAUGUAUACGUAUGUAUUAUAUACGUAUAUAAUAUAUAUAUUAUAUACGUAUAUAAUAUAUAUAUUAAGUACUGAUGUGCUAAUUGCUCAAGCAGGCAAAGUUCAAAUAGAAAGUUAUUCAACAAAUUAGUAUAUUUGGUGUACUGUGCACUGGAACUGUUGUAUAUUU